Molecule: messenger RNA, 1918 nt
Organism: Acanthoscelides obtectus
Lineage: Eukaryota; Metazoa; Arthropoda; Insecta; Coleoptera; Chrysomelidae
Source: the annotation of a GenBank genome assembly
AGCGAGCAUAUCGAUGGUGUCAAGGCAAUACCUCGUAUCUCCAUUUUUUGAUAAAUUUGAAUUGCCCGCUCUAGACAAAGAGCUAGAGAGCAUAAUAGUGCUGAACAAUCAAACGGUUCCUUUUUGGCUUGCAUUUACCCAUAAUUCCCGCUCAAAUUUGUGCAAUACCUCGUAUCUCUAAAAACAUGGCGUCUUCUGUAGAGUGUUGAUGCUUUAACGCAGAAAAAUAAGAUCAAAAAUUGCAAGAUGCGUGGCAAAAAAAUAUUGGAAAUGUGCCAAGCUGCGUCCUUGUCAAGCACAAAAUAGCACUAUAUCACACGCUUUCGAACCAGCAGUAGCCGAAAAUCUGAACGAUGGUUCUCCUACUACAAGUAUGCCUGAAAAUUUAGACACCAACCAACAUGAAAUAGUGCCAUUUUCUGUACAGAAUGUAAUCCAUGACAUCAGCCUAGAUGCUAUAAAUAAUCACUCAGUAAUAGGUUCCUCAAGUGUGUUUGCCGAUCAAAAUGGUGUUUUAGAAGAGACAAGGAAAGAGCGGAAACAAGGCGAAAGGUGUAACUCAGAAACCUGUAAGAACAGCUCAAAAAGAAAAUGUAAUGAAAUCAGAGAAGAAGCACGAAAAGAAAUGUUUACAGCUUUUUGGAAGAACCUGAGUUGGGACCAAAGGAAGGUAUAUGUCUGCAACCUUGUUUCAAGACAGGAGACCUCUAGAAAAACAAAAGAUGAAAAUUCUCGACGUUCCUGCUCCCUAUACUAUAGCUUGAAUGUUGGUGAUAAGCUUAUACCCGUCUGUAAAAAAAUGUUUUUGGGAACUCUGGGGCUUGGGGAAUGGAGUGUAAAGAGCUGGGUGGAGACAUCGCAUUACGGUACACCUUCCAGUGGAGCAGAAACUAACAGUCGUAGAUUACCCAGAAAAUCCCAAAAUGAUUCAUUUAUAACAACAUUUCUAGAAAAAUUGCCAAAGCUUCCUAGUCACUAUUGUCGCAAAGACACUACAAAGUUGUACCUUGAACAUGAGUUUUCUAGUUACUCAGACUUAUAUAAAGCUUUCGUGGAUUAUUCAAAAACACAAAACACAGCACCAGCCAGUAGAAAUACAUUAAUAAAGUGGGUACAUAAAAAGAAUAUUGGUAUAUUCAAGCCUCGCAAGGAUCGGUGUGAUACAUGUGUACAGUAUGAAUCUCAAAAUCUAAGCCUAGAAGACUGGGAACAACAUAGAACAGACAAAGAGAGAGCUCAAAAAGAAAAAAAUGAUGAUAAAGAAAAAGCAAUGCAGGUAGUCUGUCAUGUUAUUACAGUAGAUCUGCAAGCCGUUAAAAAGUAUCUUCAAAAUGCAGCCCACAUAAAACCAAUAAUAAUUUAUUCUGAUGGUUGCACAUAUCAGAAUAGAAACAGUACCAUGGCAAAUGCUCUGCUUAGUCUAUCACGCCAAUAUAAUGUGCAAAUAACUCAGAAGUUCUUGAUUAAAGGUCAUUUUCAAAUGGAAUGUGAUAGUGUUCAUGCUGUUAUUGAAAGAAAGCUAAAAAAUAAGAACAUCGAAAUACCAAAUGAUUACUAUCGUCUUACUGGAGAAGCGCGUCAAAACCCAUUUCCUUAUGAAGUCGUAACUCCAGAUUUUACUUUUUUCAAAAACUAUAGUGCCGAUUUGGUCUACUAUUCAAUCCGCCCUGGUAAAAAAUCCAAUGAUCCGACAGUCACGCAGAUAAGGGCACUGCAGUAUGAACAAGGCUUGAUAACAUACAAAAUUAAUUUCGACCAAGAGUUUGCAGAAUUACCUCAUCGUCCAAGAAGGACCCCAAACGACAUAAACCAAUUUCUCCAAUUGUUUGAGCACAAACUGCCAAUUGCAAAGAAAGAAAUACGAUCAUUUACAAGAAAUAAAAACCAAAAUUGGUCAAAAUUAUUGGCCAUUUUAUGA